AAGGCGGCUAACUCCACCAGCUGACCGCCUCUUCUCACCGGACUGCUGACAUGGCACUAAGUGGACAAACCGCCGUGGUGACCGGAGCGGCGAUGGGCAUCGGGAGAGCCGUCACGGAGCUGCUGCUGCAGCACGGCGCCAUGGUGGCCCUCCUGGACGUGGAUGAAUCUGCCGGCCAGAGUUUGAAGGCGUCUCUGGACCAGCAGCACGGAGCCCAGCGGACGCUGUUCCUGCACUGCAGCGUCGAGUCCGAGGAGCAAACCAAAGCGGCCUUCCAGAAGACGGUGGAGACCUUCGGCCGGGUCGACAUCCUGUGCAACAACGCCGGCAUCCUGAACGAGGCCGAGUGGGAGAGGAGCGUCUCCGUGAACCUGGUGGCGGUUAUACGGCUGACCUACAUGGCUCUGGAGCACAUGAACAAGGGGACCGGAGGUCGCGGGGGGGUCAUCGUCAACAUCGCAUCCAUGGCAGGCCUCGGCCCUCUGCCCAGCUGUCCGGUCUACACGGCCACGAAGCACGCCGUGGUCGGCUUCACUCGGGCCAUGGCGGCUGCCUCGACCGCCUUGGGCUACGGCAUUCGGUUCAACGCCGUGUGUCCGACCUUCGUCCAGACCGACCUCUUCUCCAACAUUUAUGACAGGAUGGGAAUAUUUUCGCAGCUCGCUGACCAGACCCGGAAAUAUGCGAACACAGGGGUGUUAAAUGUGUCCGAGGUGGCCGCCGGGCUCCUGGAGCUGGUGACCGACGAGACGAAGAACGGAGAGGCGCUCAUGCUGAGAAACGGCGGGAAGACGUACAUGACGUUCCCCACAUUCAGCUGGUAGCUCGGUCUCCGGUCCAGGGGACCGGAACCUGCAGGACGGAGACGAUACCAUUUGAAUUCAUGUCAUCUGUUCAAUCAUCACUUAACUGGUUAAAUGUGUUGAAAUUGUUCAUGAAAUCUCUAAACUAAAAGACAUAACAAAUCUGACUGACAUGUCAAUAAAGAAAUCAAAACUGUCAUCUAACUAUAGUUACAAAUUAAUAUCUUCUGAAUAGUUUAUGAUCAAUAAAGAUUCAACUACCAAGUUCUAUAUUAAAGUACUGCUCAUGUAUUAAUACAUCAAACAAAUGAUCCAAUUAUAAAACCGACCAAGGUCAUUCAGUAUAAGUACUUAGGCUUUUGGUCCUGUCAGUACACAAUACCGUUAUACUUUAACGUAUAUUUUAAAUUUUUAAUGCAGGACUUUACUUGUGUAUUUUUAUAUUAUGCCGCUUUUAGUGGAUUUCAUUAAUUGAACGCACAACAAAAGGCCUGCAAGUUGAGUUGUGUGCAUUUAUGUUUUGUGUUUGUGUGCGUUGAGGUUGAGCCACUGCAGACAAAAACCUUCUAAAUAAAGUAUUUUGUGUCUCAUCCAGGAGUUCUGAAGGCUGUUCUGUGCACUAGAAGUCAUAUAUACAGGACUGUCUCAGAAAAUUAGAAUAUUGUGAUGAAGUUCUUUAUUUUCUGUAAUGCAAUUAAAUAAACAAAAAUGUCA
Messenger RNA from Pseudoliparis swirei, 1517 nucleotides. Its product is annotated as 15-hydroxyprostaglandin dehydrogenase [NAD(+)]-like. The transcript is spliced from 7 exons. Gene Ontology annotation, molecular function: oxidoreductase activity, acting on the CH-OH group of donors, NAD or NADP as acceptor. Gene Ontology annotation, cellular component: cytoplasm. Bases 51 to 824 code for a protein of 257 amino acids. NCBI's taxonomy places the organism in Eukaryota, Metazoa, Chordata, Actinopteri, Perciformes, Liparidae. The record is from RefSeq and is a predicted model, not a curated record.